Messenger RNA from Drosophila grimshawi, 997 nucleotides. It is a transcript of the gene Prosalpha4T2, whose product is annotated as proteasome subunit alpha type-7-1B. Gene Ontology annotation, cellular component: nucleus; proteasome core complex; proteasome core complex, alpha-subunit complex. Gene Ontology annotation, biological process: ubiquitin-dependent protein catabolic process. The transcript is spliced from 4 exons. The record is from RefSeq and is a predicted model, not a curated record. The coding region runs from base 74 to 943 and encodes 289 amino acids. NCBI's taxonomy places the organism in Eukaryota, Metazoa, Arthropoda, Insecta, Diptera, Drosophilidae.
AUGAAAUGUGUGCCUGCUGCUGAGCUACAGCUAAUACAAAGUGGCCAGCGUGCCACAUACUUGAAAACCCGUUAUGAGCAUAUUCCGGAUACUAAAUACAACUAUCCGGAGUCAACCAAUUGGCGAUACGGUUGGAUCCAUCCCCAUUAUGCAGCCAAAUAAAUCUAUAAUUUUUACAAUGCCCGGCGGUUAUGAUGGAGCUGUUACAUUAUUUUCGCCAGCUGGUUAUUUGCAGCAAGUGGAGUACGCUCAACAGGCGGUGCAGAGAGGCUCUACUGUGGUAGCACUGCGCACCAAAGAUUGCAUUGUGAUGGGCGUGGAAAAGAGGGCCGUAGAGCCACUGCAAAUAGAGCGUACAGUGAGGAAAAUUAUAAAACUAGACGAUCAUCUGGUGAUAACCUUUGCGGGUCUAACUGCUGAUGCUCGCAUCCUGGUGAAACGGGCCCAGGAAGAGGCGCAGAAUCAUCGACGGAACUUUGAGCGGCCCGCAUCUGUGGAGUACAUUACACGUUUUAUGGCAAGACUGAAACAGCAUUACACGCAGAGCAAUGGGCGGCGUCCAUUUGGUGUCUCCUGCCUCAUUGGUGGCUUCGAUAUGGAUGGCCAGCCGCAUCUGUAUCAGACCGAACCAUCGGGCAUCUACUAUGAGUGGUCGGCGAAUACGACGGGUCGCCUCGGCAAGACUGUGCGUGAGCAUCUGGAGAACAACUCUGCUGAAAUAGCCAGUGUGUCGGAUGAAGCCGCUGCCAUUAAGCAAGUGGUGCGCACUUUGGUCAUGUCGACCGGUUUGGAUGCCAGUUUCUAUGAACUGGCUGUGCUGCAGCAUAAACAGCCGUUGCAGGUGGUUAGUCCCUCGACGGUGGCUCACCUGGUGCAGGUCAUCAAGCGUGAGAAUGCGGACAAGGAGGCGAGAUUGAAACAGCAGCUUACCAGAGGAACAUAAACCAAACAUAUAUAUUAAUUUUUUUCUUGUUAAGUUCAUUUUGCAAUAUAUAUC